AUGGACGAAGUGGACGAUAUAUUGAACCAGAACGAGGUCGAGGAAGAAGAGGAGGAGGAAGAGGAAGAAGAGGAAGAAUUGCAAGAAUUGGGCGAAGGUGAUGACGAAGACGAAGAAGAAGACGAAGAGGCAGAUGAUAGUAAUGACGACAUGGAGGUAGACGACGAGCCCAAUGAUAGUAAUGAAAAGGGUCGCGAGGAUGAAGAAGAAGAAGAUGACAAUGACAAUGACAAUGACAAUGAAGAAAGCACGACACAGAGAGACACACUUCAUGACUAUUAUCUCUCUUUACUGCAAUCAUCAAAAGUCGCAUCCUCUUACAAUAUUAUACCCACUGUAGCUAUACCAAUUCAAUCGCAUAUUAAUACUCUGUCAUUGUCAAAGGGUUUGAAGUAUUUGUUUGUCGGUGGGGACGACGGGUACAUUAGAAAAUAUGAUUUAUUAAAUUCAAUCGAUGGACAAUUAUCUUUAACAAUCUUACAAAAACAUUCAUUAGCAGAAUCGAUCUCAAAUGCAGGGAUCCUGACAGGUUAUUGGGAAAAUGAAGUCCCACAAAAGAAAUCAGAGAUGAAGAUCAUUGAAAAAAAUAAUAAAAUUGAAUAUCAACCAGUUGUUUCACCCGUUUAUUCAAUCGAAGUUCAAAGUCAAUGUAUGUUUCUAUUAAGUGGGCAAAACAAUGGUGGGAUUGCAAUGCAAAGUAUUAGAUUCAUGGAAGGUUCGACAAUUAAUUAUUUCAAAGAACAUUCAUCAGUGGUGAAUUUACUAAGAUUAAAUGAUAAUGAGGAUAAAUUUUUAAGUGCCUCUUGGGAUAAAAAAAUUCUAGAAUGGGAUUUAAAUCGUCCACAGACAUCAAUUAAUGAAUUUAAGGGAAGUAAUUCGGAAUUGUCUUCCUUGGAGUUUAGACCUUUAUUCUCAUCUGUUGAAAUUAAACAAGCAACAGAUGAAAACAAUAAUGACGAAGAUGACGAUUCUUUAUUUGGUGAAGAAGACGAAGAUGAAGACGAAGAAAAUAAAACUACUGCCGGACACGUACCGAGUGAUGAAAUAUCAAAUGAAACUUUAAGAACAGUAUAUGAUGAAACUACUUUUAUGUCGUCGGGUCUUAAUGGCUCAAUUAAUAUUUGGGAUAAACGUAUUAAUAAAUCACCCGUUUUAUCCCUUAAUAGAGGUGCAAAUAUACCACCUUGGUGUUUUUCUGCAUGUUGGAGUGCAUCAGGUGACAAGAUUUAUGCAGGUAGAAGAAAUGCUUGUAUUGAAGAAUUUGAUCUAAAGAUGCCAUCAAACACAUCAAAUAUUUUAAAAUUACCAUCAAUUUCUGGGCCCGUUACAUGUGUCAAGACGAUGCCGAAUCAAAGACAUUUACUAGUCGGUUCGAGAGAUAACAUUAGAUUAUUCGAUACCCAAGUAGAUUCAAAAAAUAACGUACCUUUCUUAAUUGUGCCGGGUCACCAUGGUGGUGUUAUUUCAAAUUUAUAUGUCGACCCAAGUUGUAGAUUUAUAAUAAGUACAAGUGGGAAUCGUGGUUGGCAAGGGACCUCGACUGAUACUGUAUUAUUAUACGAAGUAGAUAUUCAAUAA
Messenger RNA from Maudiozyma saulgeensis, 1578 nucleotides. The record is from the annotation of a GenBank genome assembly. Lineage: Eukaryota; Fungi; Ascomycota; Saccharomycetes; Saccharomycetales; Saccharomycetaceae.